GGCCAAAGAAUGACAUCUCUUCUCAUCAUCUUAUUCCCUUCUACUUAAAUAAAAAAAGAAGAAGAAAAAACCCAUCAUUGCCUCCAUCUUCUGGUCAAAGGAUGACAUCAAUCCCUAUCAUCUCAUCCCCUCCUAUAUAAAGAACCCAGUACUACCUUCAUCUCUGACUCAUAGCAAUAUACAUACAUCGUAUCACAGGGAAAUAAUCAACAUAAUCAGCAACAAUGGGAGCCAAGAAGCAUACCUUGCAAGUGCUUCCAUGGCUACUGCUCUUUGCGCAGCACACUGCAGCCAGUGCCUGCGACUGUGCUAACACCACAGACGGGGCAGACAGACAGGGUGCAAUGAAGCUAAAGCUCAUUGCCAUUGCAUCCAUCCUUGCAGCUGGGGCGGCUGGUGUCUUGGUGCCAGUGAUUGGCCGCUCCAUGGCUGCGCUGCGCCCUGAUGGUGACAUCUUCUUUGCUGUCAAGGCAUUUGCAGCCGGCGUCAUCCUUGCCACUGGCAUGGUGCACAUUCUUCCAGCGGCGUUUGAUGCGCUCACAUCUCCAUGCCUCAAAAGGGGUGGUGGGGAUAGGAAUCCCUUCCCCUUUGCGGGCCUUGUUUCAAUGUCUGCUGCAGUGUCCACAAUGGUGGUGGACUCAUUGGCUGCUGGAUACUAUCACCGGUCUCAAUUCAGGAAGGCACGCCCAGUUGACAACAUCAACGUACACAAGCAUGCUGGAGACGAGAGGGCUGAACAUGCACAACACAUAAAUGCGCACACACAUGGAGGACAUACACAUUCACAUGGUGAUAUAGUGGUCUGUGGCUCACCAGAGGAGGGUUCAGUAGCUGAAUCAAUUCGACAUAAGGUAGUAUCUCAGGUUCUUGAGCUGGGAAUCUUGGUGCAUUCAGUUAUCAUUGGAGUAUCCUUAGGUGCAUCUGUGAGGCCAUCUACUAUCAGGCCACUAGUUGGUGCCCUCAGCUUCCACCAGUUCUUUGAAGGUGUAGGUUUGGGUGGUUGCAUUGUUCAGGCUAAUUUUAAGGUAAGGGCAACCGUCAUUAUGGCAAUAUUUUUCUCCCUGACUGCACCUGUGGGCAUCGUGCUAGGAAUUGCAAUUUCAUCGAGCUACAAUGUGCAUAGCUCAACUGCCUUCGUCGUUGAAGGAGUCUUCAACUCAGCCUCAGCAGGAAUUUUGAUCUACAUGUCCCUAGUUGACCUUCUAGCAACAGAUUUCAAUAACCCGAAGCUACAGAUUAAUACAAAGCUUCAGCUCAUGGCAUACCUUGCACUUUUCCUAGGUGCUGGACUGAUGUCAAUGCUUGCCAUAUGGGCAUAGAUCUUCAGAAUAACAGAGGAUCUUAUUUCCCAGAUAGGCUUGAUUUGUAUUAAUCUAUGAGUUUUCUAUCUUCGCAAAAUAACAUACUCUUGGUGGAGUAUUUAUUGUAUCCAUCCUAGAUUUUCUAAAACCAAAGCUUAUCUCAGGUGAUCUCUUUGUACUUUAUGAUAUGAUAAUACAUGAUGACUUAACUUGUUCUUA
This is a messenger RNA of Oryza sativa Japonica Group (Japanese rice), 1520 nucleotides long. NCBI's taxonomy places the organism in Eukaryota, Viridiplantae, Streptophyta, Magnoliopsida, Poales, Poaceae. The record is from RefSeq and is a predicted model, not a curated record.